ACAUACACGUACAAACAGUCAGUAUAAAGAGGCAGCAAGUGUCGUGCGCCUUGACUGAGUGCAAAAGCUGAGAAAAUGAAGGCCAAGAUAUUGGUGUUGUUGUUCGUAUUUUGCUAUACAGAAUGUCGCAAGACAUAUCCACCAGUGGACAAAAAUGCCAACAUUGCGUUCAUCAACAUGGAAGGUGGUGGCGGUUCGAAGCCCUCUGGAAAACAACAGCCAACUGUACCAUCUAGUGGUCCAGCCGCUCCACCAGCUAAGUCCCCUGUACCAUCACAACACGGUGGCACAAAUACUGCUCCACAAACCACCAUCAAGCCGGCAGUUCCUCCCGUGACGACAAAGCCUCUCUCUUCUCCUACUCCCACUCCAAUAAAACCUAGUGGUCAGAUUAAGCCUGUACCUGUAAAUCCGAAACCAGUUGUAAAUCCUAUCACAACUCCUGGACCUGGUACUGUAAAACAACUGGUCAAUUUUUAUGACAGCCAAGGAAAAGCUAGCCCUAUUCGUCCUUACAGCUAUAGUCAAGCUGUUAAGCAGGGUUAAGAUAUUAUAUUAUCCAUGGGAAUAUGUAUUGCAUUGAUUAAUUUAAUUUUCUCUCCUAAAUAGAUGAUUUAAAAAAGAGCUAUAACUUACCUAGUUAAUGUUUUUUACAAAUAAAUAUAUUUAUACAUGACUGACUAUAACAAUUUUUAUUGUACUAUAUUAAUAAAAUCAAGCGUGAAU
Achroia grisella is the source of this 726-nucleotide messenger RNA. RefSeq lists its product as uncharacterized. The record is from RefSeq and is a predicted model, not a curated record. The transcript is spliced from 2 exons. Lineage: Eukaryota; Metazoa; Arthropoda; Insecta; Lepidoptera; Pyralidae. Bases 76 to 546 code for a protein of 156 amino acids.